CAAUCGCCCCCCGGUCAACUUCCGGUCCAGUGUUGGUUCCACAACACGCAUGUAGCCACCAGAAUUAGCUGUGGGAAGACUCUUCUGUGGUAAAAUGAGCGCUGAUAAUAGUGUUGUAAAUUUCACCGUGCCUCUACGGAAUCUGCUGAACUCCAUCCAGUGCAUUAGAGACAGAGUCAGAGACGGAGAGUCCAAUGAGUCUGAUGGAGCGUUCAACCUCUCCAACUUCUGGGACACUCUGAGCCAGGCAGUGAAGGCGGUGUCCCAGGAAGCUACAAAACUCAGCCUGGCCUUCUCCAAACCUCCGCUGCCUUCACAGCAGGAUGUAGAGAAGUUAUCAGAGUCCAUGAUGAAGAGUGUCCUGACUCUGUCCACAGUGUACUACUGGCUGCCCAAGAGUCAAGGAAUCAGUCUGCGUCGACAAAUCAGGGACGCCACGGUCGAGGUUUUGGAGGGAGUCACGCAGCUUCUGGACGUCGUACUGAGCUCGCCUCUACAGGGUCUGACCCAGGAACAGCUGACAUCGACAGGAGGCGUGUGGUUGUCCUGCGACCGCUUUGCCCAGCUGCCAAAAGGUCAGAAAACUCAACAGUCUUUAUAUUUACCUGUAGAAAGUUAA
Notolabrus celidotus (New Zealand spotty) is the source of this 619-nucleotide messenger RNA. It is a transcript of the gene ccndbp1, whose product is annotated as cyclin D-type binding-protein 1. The coding region runs from base 95 to 619 and encodes 174 amino acids. Gene Ontology annotation, cellular component: nucleus. Gene Ontology annotation, biological process: regulation of cell cycle. NCBI's taxonomy places the organism in Eukaryota, Metazoa, Chordata, Actinopteri, Labriformes, Labridae. The record is from RefSeq and is a predicted model, not a curated record. The transcript is spliced from 6 exons.